CAAGCACCACAGACAAGCUCACCACCAUGGGGAAAGUAUUUAUGAAAGAUGAAUUGGCUUCUAUGCUGAAUCCGGCGCCAGAAGUUGAGAAGGACCCGGAGGCGAUAGAUGCACCGUUUUCUGACGAGGAGUACUCAAGUGAUAAUCAAAACAAUGCUGCUGGAAGAGAGCAUUAUGUUGACGUUGGCGCGAGCAAACUACGUAGCAAACAAGCCCCUGCUUUGGAUCCUCGUUUUAAGGGAAAAAAGACUACUAGGAAGGACUUGGUGGAUCAAACCAACGAAUCCGUCUCAGCGGAAGGCUCUGAGGACCUGGAAGAGGAAUCUAUCGAUGAAGACGACAGUGCCAUUUCUGGUGAAGAAUUGUCUGAAGGAGUUUCCGGAGACGAAAACGAAGAAGAUGUUAGUGAUCAAGCACCUUCUGAAAACGAAGGCGAGUCUGAAUCUAAAUCGUCUUCUGAAGACGAGAAUGAUCAAGUAAGGGCUCUUCCUGACAGCGAUCUCUCCAAGUUAAAAAAGAUGCUGCAUGGAGAGCAAAAACUUUCUGAUAAAAUUCGUAGUUCUGCAGUUCAGGACAUGCAAAAGGGUCUUGCUCUUCAAGAACAGAUGCGUUUGUACGAUCGUGUACUAGAUACACGGAUACGUCUGCAGAAGGGGUUCUCCCAAGCACAUGCUAUGAGUACAUCUAAAGAAGGGCAGGAACAAGACUCGAAGAUUCAAGAUGGCGAGACUGCAUCAGAAGUCUCGUCUGAAGAUGUUAAAAAAUCCUUGAUGUCUUUUCUUCAAGAAACUAUGGAGCUUCGCUUUGAUAUGAUGGUGGACAGUGGUAUCGAGCCCAGAGGUCUAAAAAGGAAAGCUGAGUCUGAGGAUGUAGAAUCUAUUUCGUCCGCAAUGAAUGAUUUGGAUAACUCUUUAGAAGAGUGGAAAAAUAAUACGUUAACAAAAUGGCACAGUCGUGUUCAAGCUUCUCAAGGAAUAACGCAAUCCAAUAAAUUCAAGGCUUUGAACCAAAAUGUUGUGCAACAAAUCGAUCAAACAAUGCUCAAUAAAAAUGACCUUAUUGAGCGUUCGCGCUUCAACCGCUCAGAAAAUUCUCGCAAAGAUCCUGAUCCUGAGCUAUAUGACGAUACCGAGUUCUACCAGUCAUUAUUAAAAGAUUUCAUCAAUUCCAGAUUGGCAGACUCUGGAAGAGAUACGAAUGUCCGAUGGGUCGCUACCAAACAGCAAAAACAAAAAAGGGAAAAUGUUGACACAAAGGCUUCCAAGGGACGCAAGCUACGUUAUCAUGUUCACGAGAAGCUUCAGAACUUUAUGGUUCCUGUUGAGGUAACUUCUUGGCCUGAAGAACAUAUUGACGACCUAUUCAACAGUCUUCUGGGUCAGCGCAUUGAUAUGUCCGAGAAUCCUAAAGAUGAGGAGGAUGCAGAGAAGAAGCAAGAAGAACAAGAGCUUUCUUUGGCUACCAACGAUGGUUUCUCUCUUUUUGGCUAGGCAGCUUAACGGAAAAAUUCAGGCAAUAUGGUUAUUUGAUAAUUAAAAUAUUUGGGUCUUAAAGUAAUGGAUAGAUAAUAUUGGUUUCUUGUUCAGCAUAGAAGUUAAUACUGGAGAAAAUCGUUAGAUUCAUAGUUUCGUUUCUCUAGCAUUGAGGGCUGGGAGGUUUGUUUGUUUUCAAAAAAUUUAAUUUUUGGGUUUUAUAUAGUGCAUAUUAUUAUGAUCUUACCUAUUG
Molecule: messenger RNA, 1725 nt
Organism: Schizosaccharomyces cryophilus OY26
Lineage: Eukaryota; Fungi; Ascomycota; Schizosaccharomycetes; Schizosaccharomycetales; Schizosaccharomycetaceae
Product: traub family protein
Exons: 4
Coding region: 27-1490 (487 amino acids)
Biological process (GO): maturation of SSU-rRNA from tricistronic rRNA transcript (SSU-rRNA, 5.8S rRNA, LSU-rRNA)
Cellular component (GO): nucleolus; nucleus
Source: RefSeq, a predicted model, not a curated record